CUAGAUCGUCAUCAGGCUGGUUUUCAUCACUCCUCAAUAAACCAGGCCGCAGCAAGCCCUCUUUAUCUGUGUACAACACUAGAAGACCUGCUCCAUAUCCCACAAUGCCACCGGCGAGAAUAGUACCGCCGAGUGCCCCUUACACCGGACAUGGAAGCAGACCCGUGGCCCCCAGUGCUCCCAGUUACCCGGGACGCGGUGUGGCGCAUCCUCAAACGCCCGGAUACCGUCCACAGACGCCUAGUGCACCACCAAUGGCACCUGGAAUGGUAGUUCCAGGACAAUACAGUUCAUCGCAGUUGCCUGGGGGUGCCCCGCCUGCUCCUGGCUUCAGACCGGUGCUUCCAAGUGCCCCUCCCGCUGUGCUUAGCAAUCCAGUUGGAAGGCCUUCUGUGCCAGGCCGUAUAUAUCCGAGCCUUCCAGGUUACCUUGGUAGUCAGUACCCAGGACCCGCACAAUCUGGUAACCCUUCGAACCAACAUUCUGGACAAGGCCAACGCGGAUACCCACCGGUCCAGUAUCCCGGUGCAGGACAUGGUCAGCUAGGGUAUUCUGGUGGACAUUAUCCGACACCAGCCCCGGGACAACCAGGAAGCUUCCCAGGAGCAAGUAGAUCAGCGACUAAUCCCGCAGCCUCUGGACGCUCCUACACAAUACGGCCGGUUCCAGUCUCAACUCCGAGGCCAGCCCCAUAUCCCACAAUGCCACCUGUGAGAUACGUGCCCCCAGGAGUCCCUCAUCCAGAAUAUGCUAACAAACCAACUUCUGUGGGUUCUUUUUAUCCGAGUCUGCCAUCAUAUUCGAAGCACGGGGUCCCUUACCCUCAAGCACCGAACCGCCAACCGCAGGUACCAAGUGCACCGCCAAUGCAACCGGGAAGGGUACCUGCGAAAAAUAUACCCCCGGGAGGGAGUCCGAGUGCUGUACAGCGCCUGCCCCAGUUUAAACCGAUGAUCCCUAGUGCUCCCCCUGCAGAUCCAGCUCCUUCUCAAGGCUAGACAUACGAGUUACGUUGGCGCUCAUUAUCAGGGAAGUAGCCAGCCGGGCCGCUCCAUGGGUCAGUAUCCUGGACAUAGGCAAAAUUCUUCAAGCCAGCACCCUGGUGCGAGUUACGGUCACACAGGCACCAUGGGUUCUUCGUCUAGGUCAUCAGGAAGCUCAUCUAGAUCGUCCGGAUCUUCUGGAAGUUCCUCCAGAGGUUCUUCGGGUUCUUCUUCCUCUUCCAGUUUGUUUUCAUCACUGUUCAAGAGACCGGGAGGCGGCAGGCCGUCGAAACCAAAGCCAUCCGGACCGAUAUACGUCACCAGAAGGCCCGCUACACAGAGGCCUACCCCAAGGCCUACCCCGAGACCUACCCCCCGGCCCGCCCCGUAUCCCACUCAGAGACCCGCACCUUACCCGACGCAACCUAGGCCGGUGCCUCCAAGUGCACCGUCUUACCCGGGCCAAGGAGGUUCCUAUCCCAAUGUACCAGGUCACCGACCACAGACUCCCAGCGCGCCACCUAUGGAGCCAGGAAAAAUAGUUCCUGGUCAAGUCAACCCAGUGCAGCAGCCCGGUGGUGGUCAACACCCUCCGGGUUUCAAGCCGAUGCCCCCUAGCGCUCCUCCUGCGGAGCCCGGGAACCCGGGCGGGAGGCCUUCAGCACCUGGGUAUCCAGGUGGAAGCUACCCCGGUUAUCCUAGUGGGCAAUAUCCUGGCCAGAGUCAACCAGGCCGUCCUCCGAGCCAGUACCCAGGACAGAGCCAGCCCGGCUACCCAUCAGGCCAAUAUCCUAGCGCUGGUCAACCUGGCUACCCUGGGGGUCAGUAUCCAGGACAAGGACAACCUCAGCCCGGCUAUCCCGGCGGCCGAUAUCCUGCACCAGGGCAGCCGAGUUACCCUUAUCCAUCGGGGGGCCAGUAUCCUGGUCAGGGAAGGCCAGGCUAUCCUUCCGGUCAAUAUCCAGGUGCAGGUCAGAGAUACCCUGGAGGUCAAUACCCAGGUGGUCGCUACCCCGGAGUUAGUUAUCCUAGUGGAGGAGGCUACCCUGGUGGUAGUUAUCCGGGUGCAUACCCGGGUGGUUACCCAUCAGCCGUGUACAACCCCUAUGUACCUAAAAAGCCAGGAGGCCUUCUAGGAACGCUCUUGGGCGGGAGUAGCUUGUUAGGCGGUGGUAAGAAACAUCGUGGUCACGUGUUCGCGCCUGCGAAUCCUUUGUAUCGUGGCAUGCCUGUAGCAACUGCGUACGGUGUCGAAAGGACCCUCAAGAGAAAAGGCAUCAAGCAGAAGCAUAUCGCCACGGCGAUCGGCGCUGCACUGCUGUACAAGACGCUGAGUCACCGCAGGAAGCGAUGGAAGCCCAAGUUCUACGGCGGUUACUACGGUUCCGGUUACUACGGUGGUUACUACGGAAGACGACGCUAUUACGGCUCUUCAUACGACCACUAUCACAACCAGACUUCGUUCGACAACACAAGCGCUGUUCCGUUCGGCAACAUGACCGGUUAUGAGAUCAUCGACAAUGCCACCUACAUAGAGGAGUGUCGCUACAAGAAGGAGCCGUGGGAGGAGUGCGACCGUGCCACCAACACCCAGAAGCGCAAGCUGAUCCUCAAGCGCGGCAGCGGCAAGUGCGAGCCCACCAAGGAGCUCACCAGGAACUGCAAAAAAGUGCCAACAUCAACGUGCCGUUACGAGAAGGGCGCCUGGAAUGCCUGCAACGUGACAGCCAACACGCGCACCCGGGUGGACAAACUCAAGCCCAGAAGUGACCCCACGUGCGAGCCUAACCGCACAGUCACCAAGAAGUGCAAGUCCGGUCUCGGCUGCCGCUACAACCGCAGCGUCAAGUGGAGCGAGUGCGACCCCGCGACGCAGACUCGGACCAAGACCAUGCCGCUUGUGAGCGGCAACACGGCGUCGUGCGAGAGCCACAAGGUGGUCACCAAGCCUUGCCGCACCAACGGGGACCAGCGCCAGGCGAAGCGGAAGCCAAAGCAGGAUGAAGAAGACGAGGAGGAUGAAGAGUGAACGAGCUGACCUGGCUCCGUGGAGAGAAGGCAGCCGGGAAGUAUCUUUCGAAAAAUACGAGGGCAGAAGGGGGCUGUUUCCUACAAACAACGCAGUCAUCUCGAAGUCGACGCGGUGACCUUCCAACGCCGGAUGUAAAAACUGCCUGCUCUGACGUCAUCAGCUGCGUUCGUGACGUCACGUGUAGGCUAUCUAAAUGGCAUCAAGGGGUACCCGCGUUCGGCGAGUUCUCGCAAGCGAGAAAAAGAAAAGCAAACACGCGCGGCCUAUUUCGUGGCGUCGUUGCAAGUGCCAGUAAGCGGACAACGUGUUCAUUAUUGAUUCAAAAUUAGGUUUGGCUGUCUGUACGAUUCGCGCAUCUCAAGUUUGGAACGACGUGACGAAGUAAGUGCAGGAAGUACGCUGUCUGUAUCCUCUUCUGUCCCCCUUCUUACGGCGCUGAACUAAAUUGAGGAUGUUAGGAAGUGUGGCUCACUUUGCCAAAUUAUCAACUAUAUAUUGAACUGCGCCUAGGGGCCUUUCGUAUUCUUUCUGUGUGAACAUGAAUCAGCCCGCGACAACACUCGCACGUAAUCCGUAAUCACUUAGCUCGGUUUCGAAGAAACUCCAGCAAGCGUGACAACACUUUUUUCACUCUUCAUAGAGAGAAAUACGUUUCGGGCCCUUAUCAUGUCGCUCUUGCAGUGGUCUUGUUUUUACAUCACGUGUAUGCUGGCAUGUAAGUGAUUGACCCAAGCGGAGUAGAUUUGAGAUGGAAUUCGCAGUCGCUUCGAUAUAGGCCAGAUGCUAGAAGGCCGUAUUGUUUGAGAUAUCAGUGAACGUUCAAGAACGCCAGAUGGUCAAAAUUUCCGGAGCCCUUUAGAAUGCGGCUUGGCUCAUAUUCAUAUCCUGCUUUGGGCACUUAUGUCCCGGAUAUAAAUAUCAAUUAGCAAUCCUGUAAGACAGCAACAAUGUCGGUGUCGGAAUUUGGAAAAAUAUUCGAAAGCCAAGUACAGAAUCGCUCACGUUUCGCUUUCUUGGGAUCAGCAUCGGGUAGCUUAACUUCGUUUUCAUACAUCACACUCUGCCUUUUCAUUGUAUCCCGAAACACGGGUUGACUUACACGUCCUAAUCAUUUGCUGCAUUUUGCCGUGAAUGUGUCAUUAGGUAUACAGUGUGUAGUGAAUAAAGGUAAUGAAGCUGCUUAUUAUAGUUAACUAAAAGAUCGUUCAAAGCAGUGUACACAGUUCAUUCGGCAGCGUCAUUAGCCAACUUAGUAACUAUAUAGGCGGGUUCACAAAAUUACACCGUUCUAUUCUUCCCACGAUAUAUUGUAAAUCAUGAAAAGUGUAUCUUCUUAGAUUCUAACGAUUAAUGUCUUGAACGGAUUCUUCUUGCGAUUGCGGACCUAGUCAGCCUUCUUCGGAUAAAAGCCAAAUCCAACGUGCGCACACCUACAGAGUGCUGAACCUAUUAUAGUUCACAAGUCGAUUGUGGAGCCACCAUGAGGAUUGAAAAUGACGACCUAUGUGUUGUAGCUGGCGUGCGAUACUUCCUAACAGUCUAACACUUCUGAUGCAUUUAUUUGAGAUCGCACCAGUAUUUGAUCAGCGAUCGCUUCUCACAUUUACACAAACUCUAUGCUGUGAAUAUUGUAACUAUUCUAUUCCAAUUCUGUUCUUAUCACAAUUCUUCAUCGAUGAAGGCGUCGACGCGUCAACAUGAUCACCAAUGGUCGCGCUAUGUGAAUAAGCUUUCAAUAGAAUUGAUCAAACAUAAACGAAGCAAUGCACCGGCCUUUAUAACGAGCUUCGUAAGUUUUGAAAAGAAGUGCAUACCCUAGUAUCUCAGCUCAAAAAGGAUAAGAACAUUCGCAAAUUCGAAGGCUGUUCAAGGACUGCUGCUUACCGCAGUGUUUAGUUGCGCUGUCCAGUAAUUCUGGUAUAAUGUCUGAACUUGCCAAUGGAAAUACUACUUAUUGGCAGUACUUAUUCAGGUGAUACGAAAACAUCAUAAUGGUCUCACGUUAUGUAACGCUGUUAAUACAUCGACGGCGAGUCCUUACAAGUUCACUGCUUAAUGCAAAAUGUAACGAGAAUACUGAGCUUCAUAAUGUAACCGUGAAAGGCUGCACAUAUACAAUGCAAGGCUUCCACCAUGCAGCUCUUUCGGCACGCAACUGAACUUCGAGCAUUCAGGAUGUAAUUCACUUUUAGGCCAAUGCGGGCAGUUCACCCAUCUUGAUAGUGAAGUGCUCCAACCUUCUAGUGGAGUGCAACCAAUCGUCUCUAUCGAGCUGACACCUCACUGUUCUUAUCAUUGCCGUUGAUCUACAUUAGCUUCAUAGAACGCACACAAGCGUACACUUACAAAUCCGCGGUUGUCUUUCCGAUUUUAUCGCAUUUACUCGUUGUGCCAAUGGAGCAUGUCGGUGUCAUUCCAGGCGGAAGAGAUGGGAGCGACGGGGUCGGCGGAUAAGCUUGGCCCAGCCAAAUUGUACUGUUCGUAAUCGAGCCUUUUCAUACUCCAACUCUCAUACUUAACGGCGUUGUGGCGCGGAAGAAGGGGUGGUUGAAUUUUAACUAACUAAAAGUACCGUUGUUCGACGUAGCUAUCAUUCCCAGCGUGCUUCCGUAUAGCCGUAGCAAACAUCUCCUCUUUGUCUUCCCCAUUUCCUGUAGAUUCCCCCCUCGCCAAUUCAAGACAAGUGUUCCCUUCUUUGGACAACGAAUGUGUGCGCGAAACGGUGUUUCUUUCUUUUUUCUUGUUCUUAUUUUUCGCAAUUUUUUAUUUGAUUCUCAGUGACUUAUACUGUAUGAAUAAAAGAAACGCCUUCAAAA
This is a messenger RNA of Rhipicephalus microplus (southern cattle tick), 5831 nucleotides long. RefSeq lists its product as uncharacterized. Gene Ontology annotation, biological process: mesoderm morphogenesis. The record is from RefSeq and is a predicted model, not a curated record. NCBI's taxonomy places the organism in Eukaryota, Metazoa, Arthropoda, Arachnida, Ixodida, Ixodidae. Gene Ontology annotation, cellular component: extracellular region. Gene Ontology annotation, molecular function: heparin binding; growth factor activity.